Durusdinium trenchii is the source of this 2322-nucleotide messenger RNA. Lineage: Eukaryota; Dinophyceae; Suessiales; Symbiodiniaceae. The record is from the annotation of a GenBank genome assembly.
AUGGCGGGAGCUCGUGGUGGAAUGAUGGGAGUGAAACCGCUGAGACACAACAAUCGCGUCUCUACAGCGGUGGUGCCCAGCCGCCGGGUGACGCAGCACGACCCGGUGGACGAUGGGGAGAGCUGGGCGCAUAGCCAACGGCCGGUGGGGAUGAAGCCCGCAGAUGCUUGCACACUGGAGGAUUGGACGGUGGCCUUCAACAUCCGUGCGAAGAUUCCAGGGAAGAUUCGGUCCAAAAUGACCCGGCACUUCUUCCCGUUGCAGGAGGGCUUCGAGUCCAAAGGCACCUGGCGGAUCCGCUGCACCAGCCGCACGGCCAUCCUUUGUCGCCGUUUCCUCCAAUUACUGGCACUGGGCUCUGCCUUUUUAACUCCUGCCAUGCUGGCGAUGCAGCCGAUUUGCCCGAACCCCUCCGCCAAUGACCUUCAAGAUUUUGUGUCGCUCCACGUGGCGCAGUUCCUCUUCGACAUUUGCUACAUCGUCCUCUCCACCGCCGUGCUCUUCGGCUUCUCGGUGACCACCAAGGAGAAGUUGGAGCUGGUGGCCUUCAGGAGUGUGAUGCUAUGGCAGCUGCAACAUGCCGGCUUCUGGCUAGACUUGAUGGCGUUCGUGGGAGACGUGAUGCAGUUCACCCACUUCGCGGAGGCUGGUUUCGGCCAGCUGUGGUUCGGUGAAGACUUGCGCUUCACCCAGUGGCUCAGUUUGCUGGACUUGCUCCGCUUGUGGCGCCUCUGGGAGCAAGUGGCGCCCAUCAUCGUCAGCGUUCAGUUUGAGAUCGAGUUCGCAAUCAUCGUGUUGCAGUUGGCUUUGGCAGCGCAUUUGUACUCCUGCUAUUGGAUGCUGUUGGGUUACUAUGAGCAGCAGAUCUGGGGCUAUGAGCCCUGGACAGAUCUGACCUGCUCGGAGCAGUUCUGGGCCUCGUUUUAUUUCUCCACCUACACCUUGACCUCCAUUGGCUACGGGGACUUUGGAGGCACCAACAGUGUGGAGUGCCUGGCCUUGGCGAAGCACCGCUCGGGCAAAGCACCGGAGGUGGGUCUCAGGCGCUUCAGCUGCGCCGCCUACAUGAUCAUUGGUCAGAUGCUGGUGGCCAAGAUCUUCGCUGACCUGACGUGGUUGACCUCGCUGCGGAACAUCUCCACGUCGCAGCGGCUCACGGACCGCAAGCACACGCAGAACAACCUCAUGCAGGCCGCGAUCCAUCCCGAACUGGCACAACGUGUGCUGUGCUAUCAGGAUUUCCACGACCACUUCAUUCAGCAUGACUUUGAGCAAUCAGGUCAUUUGUCCGAUGCCUUGCUGGAAGAGCUGCGGUUGGCCAGGUAUCACGAGCUAUUGAUCCGUGCGCGGUAUUUCCGCCAGCAACCGGUAGAGGUCAUUUCCCAGCUGGUGAAGCACUUCGUCGAGGCGAUCGAUUUGCCGGGCGAUUUCAUCAUUCGCAACGGUGAGGUGGAUCACCACAUUUUCUUCAUGCGCUCAGGGCAAGCCGCGGUCUACGUGACUGAGGAGCCCCCGGUCUGGGAGAGCGAGCCAGUGAGGUACUUCUGUGGUGGCGACUCCUUUGGGGAAGUCUCGGUGUUGUUCUCUACACCGAGAACUGCAUGGAUCAUGGCGAGGACCUAUUGCAUCCUCACGAAGGUGCAUUCGUCCAGCCUCAUGCAUGUCCUGCACAGCCACCCCGGGAGCUUCCUUUUGCUGGUGAAGAACCUGCUGGAGUACCAGGACCUGAAGGUGGAUUGGAAACUUCCCUGGACCGACCUCAAGGUGAAGUUGAAGAAGAUCUACCCGAGCAGUCAGGAAGCCUUCAACCAGUUCUCCAUGGGGACCUCGCUCAUCACCCAUGCCAGCUUUGAAAGUGCCAUGGAAUGCCUGGGUCUCGAGGCGGGCCUUGAGAUGCAAAUCCGUUGGGCCGAGCUCGACUUGGAUUGCAAUGGUGAUGUGUCCUACGACGAGUUUAGCACUCUCGUGGGCAGCUGGGAAAAGACGGGAGGAGAGCUGUCCGAGCGGAACUCGUUGGAGGUGGACAUGAUCCCCAGCCAGAGCAGCCGGAAGAGUGACAGGAGCCCCAAGACCGUUCAGCCCGGCAAUUUCCACCGAGAACUGCUGCGCCGGCGCUUGGCCAAGGGCGAUGCCAUGGGUGAGGUGUCCGCCAUGGUGGAGAGAAAGAUCGCCGAAGGCCACGCUUCCUUGGAGCUGAAGUUCGACCAACUGGCGAAGAGACUUCUCCACGAAGAACGGGGCGGCGAGCCUCCAGGCAUCGAAUGGCGGCGGGACAGGAACAAGGGUCAUGACAAGGGUCAUGUGCACAGCAUGGAAUGCUAG